AUGCACAUGAACGACAGCAGUAAGUACGUGAAUCUUAGCUUCGAGAAAGAAGAAACAGUAGAUGAACCGUCCAGAAAGAAUCCAGAAGAAAGAGCGUUUGGUGGCAUUCAGUCGAAGUCUCCACGGGAUGUCUAUACGACUGUCAACAAGAAAUCAGCUAGAGGGGGUUCACGUGACCGUGACCUAAAGCGUGAAGUCCCCCAAGAGACGGAUGAUGAGGACCACAAUGCCAUUGCCCUGGUUGUACAGGUUGAAGACACACCAGAUGUCCCUGGCAGGAACUACUACAACACUUACGAUGCUGGACACCGCCAAGUGAUUCCGUUGUCCCAGCCUCAGAUAGACGAGCAAAUGAAAUCAGCAGUAGAAGAAUUUUAUCGACUACCGGAGGGUUUCGUCCACUCCUAUAGCGAAUCUCAACAUCCUAGAAACAAAGGAAAAAACAGGUUCAAAGGAUAUUACCCAUAUGACUACAACCGUGUGGUGUUGCACGACGGCAGUGAGAGCACAAGAGGAGACUACAUCAACGCCAGCUACAUUGACGGUUAUAAAGCAGAGAAACGUUACAUCGCAGCACAAGGUCCCUACAGACCAGAAGUCGUGGUGGAUUUCUGGAGGAUGAUCUACCAGGAGCAUUGUGCAACAGUUGUCAUGUUGACGGAGCUUGUUGAGACAGGGAAGAUGAAGUGUCUUCAGUACUGGCCUAAGCAAGGCUCCCUCCAAUUUGGUGACAUUACAGUUACCAUGGAGACAGAAGCACGCCUCGCAAACUACAAAAUCACCAGAUUGUCCCUUCAGAAUGAAAAGGAAGCCAAGGUCCGACAUCUCAACCACUUUCAAUUCAAGGGCUGGCCAGAUAAUGACGCACCAGACACUUCCGCCUUUCUGGAGUUUAUGUGGAGAGUCAAGGGCACUUCCGGCGGGCUAGAACACCCGAUCGUUAUUCAUUGCAGUGCUGGUGUUGGACGGACAGGGACGUAUAUAGCUAUAGAGAGUCUCGUGGAUCAGGCAGCGGUAGAAGGCAAAGCUGACGUCGUCAGCUUCAUUUCCAGCAUGAGAGGCCAAAGGAAGAACAUGAUACAGAAUAAGGAGCAGUACAUGUUCCUGCACCAGGUCGUGGACAUGGCGGUGUCAGAGGGGACACCUCAUUGGACUCGGACAUGAUCAUACAGACUGAUCUCAGUCACGUGUCUGAGGUUACCAUGGGCAACAAGAAUGUACAGCAACAUCUUGAGGUGGGUCAACUCCAGAACAUUUUCUUGUUUGUAUAUUGUUUAUUAUUGUUUAACGCCGCACUC
This is a messenger RNA of Haliotis rubra (blacklip abalone), 1298 nucleotides long. Its product is annotated as receptor-type tyrosine-protein phosphatase alpha-like. Gene Ontology annotation, biological process: protein dephosphorylation. The coding region runs from base 1 to 1164 and encodes 387 amino acids. Gene Ontology annotation, molecular function: protein tyrosine phosphatase activity. Lineage: Eukaryota; Metazoa; Mollusca; Gastropoda; Lepetellida; Haliotidae. The transcript has 10 exons. The record is from RefSeq and is a predicted model, not a curated record.